Messenger RNA from Sorex araneus (European shrew), 9915 nucleotides. It is a transcript of the gene MAP7, whose product is annotated as microtubule associated protein 7. The coding region runs from base 1126 to 3525 and encodes 799 amino acids. The record is from RefSeq and is a predicted model, not a curated record. Gene Ontology annotation, biological process: microtubule cytoskeleton organization. The transcript has 19 exons. Gene Ontology annotation, cellular component: microtubule cytoskeleton. Lineage: Eukaryota; Metazoa; Chordata; Mammalia; Eulipotyphla; Soricidae.
GGAGUUGACCAGUUUACCGGCAGUUUGUAUUUUCUUUCCCCCACUUUGAUGGAAGGUCAUGUCUUUUUUGCCUUGCAACUUUUUGCCUUUCAGAAGGGCUUCUUCCCAGUUGGGUAUCUGAAGGCAGCCGCAGCUCUCCCAGUCUCCUGUCUUCACCUGGAGGGUCUCCGGUACAUGGCAGUCCUGCCCAGUGUGUGUUUCCAGGCUCCGGGGGCGCAAGCAUGUCCGGGAUGUGUUCCCGCAAAUCCUGCAAAGCGGAGAGUGGGGGAGGGCUGCCAGCCCUCGCUGCGUCCAGCAACCUGCAAAUAUUGUUGCCAUAGAAAACCUGGCCUCAGAAAGGAAAAAGAGAAAAAAAAAAAAGAGCCUCCUUGCCUUGAGCCCCCUUUCUCCCUAGAGAGAGUCGGCUGCCGCCUGUGCAAGCAAACCCACAUUCCUCCUCCCGCCCUGCAGCUCCCGCGGCUCAGAGCAAGAGGGAGCUGCCCCGCGCCGGGCUGCCCGCUCGCCUCCCACCGUAACCUCUGCCGCGGGUUCCCAGGACAGCGCCCUGCCGGCUGCUCCGCUCCGCCUUGGAGAUGGCUCCCAGCCCUCCUUGACUGGGGAAUGGCAGGGUUGUCAGGACAACUGCUGAUGGCACCGGCGCCUGUUUUCUCCAACGUGCUGGGUGCUGAAUAUUUCACUGUGCCGUAGCAGGAGGAAGACUGGGGGCAGGGGCCGCAGCGGCACAGGUUAGGCAGUGGACAGAGACAGCAGAGCCUUCAGUCGGGCGUUUCUGGAACUCGUGUGUAUGUUUGCACCCGUGUGUGUGUGUGUGUGUGUGUGCGUGCGCGCGCCCACACUUGCUUGCCCCCCCACCUCCCCCGCACAUAUCUGUGGAGAGUAAGUGGGAGGGGGCUUAAAGUGUGGGGGGGAGCGUUGCUGCUAGGUGAGGGGAACUGCAGGGCUUCAGUUGCCAAGAGGCUGGUAGUAUCUGUCAGCUGUUUGCACACUGUUUACCCAUAGGGGAUCUAUUACAAGUGCUCAAAUGAACCGGCAGCCUAGGAACUAGCAGCUUCCUGGGAGCUGCAAUUACAUAAGCAUAUAUUUUUAAUAUUGCAAUAAUUAAAAAAAAAAUAAAGUCGCCGCGGUAUGCCUGGAUCAGCCACAGCUCUCCGGCAAGAGAGGCUGAAGAAGACUAACGCGAGGCCAAUUCUCCUUGGUUUAUUCACCAUCACUGAGGAAGAUGAACAGCAAAAGAAUGGACAUUCCAGAGGACCGAAAGCUCCUGACAACUACAAAGUGCAUGAAAAGAAAACUGCUGCCUCCAACCGGCCCUCUCAUGCGAUUUCAGGACAAAACAACACCCAUUCAGGCAAUAAACCAGACCCUCCACCUGUGCUGCGGGUUGAUGACAGGCAGCGACUGGCCCGGGAGCGCCGUGAGGAGCGGGAGAAACAGCUAGCCGCAAGAGAAAUCGUCUGGCUAGAACGAGAGGAACGAGCCAGGCAGCACUAUGAGAAGCACCUGGAGGAGCGGAGGAAGAAACUGGAAGAGCAGAGGCUGAAGGAGGAGCGGAGGAGGGCAGCUGUGGAGGAGAAGAGAAGGCAGAGACUCGAGGAGGACAAAGAACGCCAUGAAGCUGUUGUUCGACGGACGAUGGAAAGGAGCCAGAAGCCAAGACAGAAGCAAAACCGGUGGUCCUGGGGAGGCACUCUCCAUGGGAGCCCCAGAUUCCACAGCGCAGGUGGUUUUGUUGAAUCAUCAUUCUCCUCUCUCGAUUUAGCAGGCCUGGACCACCACUUCACCACUCUGGGUGGUACUAGAAAAUCUGAUCCAGACAGGCGGUCAGUUUCCACCAUGAAUCUCUCGAAACAUGUUGAUCCUGUCAUUAGCAAGCGGCUCUCCUCUUCAUCUGCAACUUUACUAAAUUCUCCUGAUAGAGCUCGCCGCCUGCAGCUCAGCCCAUGGGAGAGCAGCGUUGUUAACAGACUGCUGACGCCCACACAUUCGUUCCUGGCCAGAAGUAAAAGUACAGCUGCCUUGUCUGGAGAUUCAGUUAUCCCCAUUUGUCCUCGUUCAGCAUCUUGCAGCCCCAUCAACUCCAUGUCCUACAAAGCUGCACACUCUAGAAAUUCGAUGGACCGACCAAAACUCUUUGUAACGCCACCCGAGGGCUCUGCACGAAGGAGGACAAUUCAUGGCACCGCGGGCUAUAAAAGAGAGCGGGACAGAGAGAAUGUGCCCUUCCACCUCACAACUGGCUUCCGGAGGGCUCUCUCACCAUCCAAUCCCAAAACCAGAUCACCAGCCUCCUCUCGACUUUGGCUCCCAUCCAAAUCCUUUCCUCAUUUACCUGGCACACCCAGACCAAUGUCCGCCCUGCCUUCAGGAUCAGGCAAAGCGGGCCCUGCUCAGGCCCGGCCCGCUUCUCCGGGCAACGCUCGCCCUGUCAAGAGAGAAACUGAGAGAAAAGACCCUGACAAGGAAGCGCCUCGAGUUGCCAACGAGCCAUCCCUGAAGGGCCGAACCCCUCUCGUGAAGGUAGAGGAAGCCCCCCUGGAAGAGGGGACACCUGUGGAGUCAGAGCCGGCGCCCGCUGCUCCAGCCAUGGCCCCAGCCCCGGCCCCGUCUCCAGUCCCAGCCCCUGUUCCAGCCUCAGCCUCGGCCCCCACACCGGGCCCAGGCCCAGGCCCUUCAUCCACUGUGACCACUUCUCCGAAGACCUCCGCAGGCACCACAGACCCAGAAGAGGCUACCAGGCUGCUAGCUGAGAAGAGACGGCUGGCCCGGGAACAGAGAGAGAAGGAGGAAAAGGAGAAGAGAGAGAUGGAAGAACUGGAAAGACAAAAGAGAGAAGAAUUGGCUCAAAGGGUGGCUGAAGAGAGAUCUCGGCGGGAGGAGGAAUCCCGAAGGCAGGAGGCCGAGCAGGCCCGAGAGAAGGAGGAGCAGCUGAGGCGGCAGGCACAGGAACGGGAGCGGGAGGAGCUGGAGCGCGUCCAGAGACAGAAGGAAGAAGAGGCUCGGGUUCGUGAAGAAGCAGAGAGGGCCCGGCAGGAAAGGGAGAAGCAUUUCCAGAAGGAAGAGCAGGAGCGCCUGGAGAGAAAGAAGCGACUUGAAGAAAUUAUGAAAAGAACCAGGAAAACAGAAGCUCCAGAUAAGAAAACUCUUGAUCAGAGAAAUGGAGAUAUAGCCAAGGGAGCUCUCACUGGAGAAACAGUGUCUGCACUUCCGAGUCUAGUGAACGCUGCCGGAAGUGAAGAACCAGUGAGCAGCACACCUGCGGUUACCUCACACCAAUCAGAAGUGACUGUGGAGAGUACUGCCAACUUGGAAAAACCAAAUGAAAAUGGAGUAUCUGUUCAGAAUGAAAAUUUUGAAGAAAUCAUAAACUUACCCAUCGGCUCUAAACCAUCCAGAUUAGAUGUCACCAACAGUGAGAGCCCAGAAAUUCCUCUGAAUCCAAUUUUGGCCUUUGAUGAGGAAGGAACACUUGGGCCCCUGCCUCAGGUAGAUGGUGUUCAGGCACAGCAGACAGCAGAAGUUGUGUGAGCAUUUCUUCUGAAGAACCAAAGCAGAAAUUUAAAAAGAAUUUUACAGAAUGGAAUUCCUUCCAUGCUAUAUACAGGAGCAUUAUCCCUCCAAUUUUUUAAAGAUUCUCGAUCAUCAUUUUGAAAAGACUAUUAAAGCCAGCUAAAGACAACUGACUGGAUAACUUUUCUAAUAAUUUUCGCCAAUAGAGAAAAAGAAGCGCUCCUUAUUCUUCAGUACUUUAAAAUGGCUUUUUCCAGCGUGCUCCUUCUUUGCAAAUCAAUAUUUUUCUGCAUUCUCUAAAACCUGAGAACAUCUAACUAUAUAAAAGAAAUGGGCUAAUUAGGCAUGAUUUUUCACACAGAUAUUUUGGUCUUUAAAAGCUAAUAUGUAAAAUUGACAAAAAAGAAAUUUACAAUACUUGAAAAUAAGUACCUCUAUGCUCUAAAAGUAGAGUAAAUAGGAGAGGUGUUUAAAUUAAGCCUGUUUAAAUAUUAUUGCAAAGAGCUCUAUUUGUAGAGGCAAAUUAAAUUAUAGGCAGGUUACCAGGUUCUUGUAAAAGCAACUUGUACAUGGACAUUCUGCAAACCCAGCUGUCACAUUCUUCUUGCAUCUCCUUUUGCAAAUGCAUACUUAGCAGUUUUAAAAAUGUGAAAGAAAAAAAAUUAUUUUUUUCAAAGAAAAUAAUUUACUGUCCUCUUAAAGAAUGUAUUUGUAAAAGUUUUACCAGAUAAACUAAUCAAAUAAAUUAGAACAGUGUGACAACAUUGCAAAUUUGAUUUAUCAGAUGCAUUCCUUGCAUUACCAUGCUAGGAUUCAGGGCUAUUUCUGAAGUCUGUAUAUUGCUGCUGUCCCCAACAAUGGUGGGACAUAUCUUUGCCUUACCCAGUCACAAAUUAUGUGGGGGGAAUACAGAUUUAAUGUUUCUUUCAGUACAAAAAGAAUUUGAUUUUGCUCGUUUAAGAGCAACGAAAAAGCAGUGGACUGUUGACUGUGUGAUGUAUGGGACGCUGUGCAGGAGAGCGUCACAAAAGUCCUCUUCUGCUGUGGCACCCCCAGUUUCCACUUUCCAUUCAUCUAUGCUGCAGAGUUUAGCUGUACAAACUUGCACUUUCCUUUGUUAAUAGAAAUUCAAUUUUAUUUUACCAAUUUAGAGGCUGUUGGUAAUUAAAUAUUGCAAAAGAGGGAACACAUGUUUUUAUGUGGAAUGUUUUUUUAAAAAGGUAAAUUUUUACCUCUCGAGUGUGUUUUAUAGAAACAGGAAUUGAUCAAUCUACUAGAUCCAAUGAGAGAGCACUCAUUUAUUGGACUCCUUUCUUAAAAUCCAAGCGUAUCAUCUUUAGUUAAUAACUGAUUUUUAAAAAACAUUUAUUUGGGGUUUCCCCACCCCAUUUCUCAGCUGUCCAUGUACACAGUUAUUUUUAAAAAUCUGUUCAGCAAAGUUGUUUUGUUUAAAUUGACUUAACAUGAAAUAUCAAAUAAAAUGUGUUUGACAUAGUUUUCCUUUUAGAUUUCUCAUUCCUUUGUUCAGAUGAAUUCUUGAAUCUCCAAAUUUCCCUUAAUGACUUUUCCUCAGUGAGUUUUCCAGCUUCUUUUUGUUUUUUGCUUUUAUUUACACAUUUUUAGUUUAGGCACAGUUUACAAGACUAUUAAUGAUCGGGUUUUAUGCAUAGCACACUCCACACUCUCCAUCAGAGGGUCCACCUCCCUCCAUUGUCCCAGUGUUGUCCCCCCCACCCCUCAGUCUAACUACCCCCAUCACCCUCAUGGUUUUCCUACUGAAAUCCAGUUCUCAGUUUCUGUUGCCUUUGGGCAUUUGUUAUUCCUCUGCUAUGUUAUUUCACAUCUCUCACAUGUGAGAGAAUUCUGUCUCUCCUUCUGACUAACUUUACUCAGCACGAUACCCUACAGAUCCAUCCGCAAAGCAGCAAAUUACAUGAUUUCAUCUUUUCAUAAAGCUGCGUGGUAUAUCAUUGUGUAUGUGUACCAUAAUUUCUUCAGUCAUCUGUUCUUGGACACUUGUCUCCAGAUUUUGGCAAUUGUGAGUAGCAGUAUAAUGAAUAUAGGAGUGAAAAUGUUCUUUCUGAAUAUUUUGGGCCCUUCUGUGGUAGGUACCAUAAAUGGAAUUUCCCAGUUUUCUUUUGAACAAUCAUAUAUGUUGAUAUAAAAAUUUAGAAUAGUUGUUCUACUGUUACUAGGUUUUCCUUUUUUUGUCUUUACUUUUAAACUUGUAUAAUCAUUAAGAAAUAGAGUACCUUCUGAGUAGUCAGGUUUGAAAGGGUAUAAAUAAUUUUUUUUUCCUCAAGAACAGCAAUACCUCAGUCUGGAGCAGACCUUGCAUGUAGUUUGAUGCCCAGAACCUCACCCGGUCCUCCAAGCUUGCCAGGUCUGAUCUCUAAGCAAAGAGCCAGAAGUGAACCCUGAGCACAACUGGGAUGUGCUUCCCUCCCCACCCAAUAAAGAAGAGUUCCAGAGGGCUACUUAGACUUUUACAAUGACUGGAUUGCUUUCUGUCCAGCCCUUGAGAAUCGUUAUUCACCUGCUUAUUCAGAGAUAUCUUCAAGAGACAUGAAGAGCAUUCUCGGUGAUCAGAUAAGGUCAUCAUGGAAUGAGGAUAGAUGGACCUUUAGUUUCCUUUUCACACCAUCGAUAGGCCAGUGUCAUCACAGGUCUAUUUGUCUGCACAUUAUUUGCCAGCCUUUACAGAUAAAGCUAUGCCUCCUCUUCCACAACCUGAAGGUAUUAUACAUAUCAUGGAAGCAAAUGUUCAAUCCCCAGAAGCAACUCCCGAGCAGCAUCAAGUGUAGCCCUGAAACCAAAAGCAAAUAUUUUAAUAAAAAGCAAUUAAGCUUUUAUUCAGAGACAGGGCCUUUUGAAAACUUGGGGCAGUUUUUCUCUGCUCUAUGCCACAAACACCUGGACUGAAAGAUGCCGGUGAAGCCAAAGCUCUGAAGUUCUGAAGGGAGGAGCAUUAACGUGACUGGUGCUGUGGCCCCGCCUGAAAUGUGGCCAGCAGCACUGGCAGCUAUAGGACACAGAGCUCUGGGCAGUGUUCAUCAAAACAUUAGCUUGCAGGGCUGGAGCAAUAGUACAGUGGGUAGGGCGUUUGCCUUGCACGCGGCCAACCCUGGUUCGAUUCCCAACAUCCCAUAAGGUCCCCUGAGCACCGCCAGGAGUAAUUCCUGAGUCUUUAGCCAGGAGUAACCCCUGAGCAAUGCCGGGUGUAACCACAAAAAGCAAAAAUAAAUAAAUAAAUAAAUAACCCCCCCCCCUCCUAAAAAAAAAAAAUAGCUUGCAGGAUCUGCCAUGUUCUUAGACCUCAUUGAAUGGUUUUUGUUGUUUUGGAUCACACCCGGCAAUGCUCAAGGGUUACUCCUGGCGAUGCUGAAAGACCAUAUGGGAUGCCUGGGAUCAAACCCAGGUUGGCCACGUGUAAGGCAAAUGUCCUACCCACUGUACUAUCACUCCGGUCCUACAUUGAAUGAUUUUGCUUCUAAGCAAUCUAACCUUCCAGUCAUCAUUCAUGAAUGGAAAAUGAUGUGCUGGGUAACACUGGAAUAGAUUUAGAAGACAGAAAUGAGUACCCACCAAACUUUGGUCCCUCAAAUGUGCUCAAACCUACCCCCAAGGUAGGAUUACAAUUAAAUUAUACAUGCAUGGCUAUGUCAAAAAAUUUAUCCUGAAGCUUUCUGACUUGAAUUAUAGCAUAUUCAAUUUAAAAGGCACUAAUAAUGCUCCUAUCCUUUCCCUUAUUUAAAAAAAAAACUGAUCUAAGUUAAGACUUAAAUGAUUUUCAUCCGUUUUAUAUGUACAACAUAAAAAGUUACGAUGAACUGGCUAUUGGAUCAAGUUACAAAAGUGCAAUUCUUGAAAAUAACCUUCCAAAAAGCAACCUGCCCUACUCCUGUUUUUGCUCAGCAAACACCUGAGCCUAUUCAAAAAUGCUAUUGAUUGUCAUUUUCUGACAGUGUUUGGCACCUCAUUGAAACUUGCCUUAUUAAAACGUCCAGCAGGUGAACCAAAGGCUGAUUUUAAGUGUGUUAUAAAUAAAAUAUUCUGUUAGCAACUUCCAUUGGUGACUGCUGGGUUUUGGGGUGGUGGCUAGGUUUUUUUUGUUUGUUUUUAUGUAGUUUUUUUCUUAGUAUUUUUUCCCUUUCAUUUCUUCACAUUCAUCAUGAACAUGAAUAAAAUUAUCUGUGGACCUCAGCUCACAAGGGACCAAACUUUUCACCUCACACAUGCAAGGCAGGCACUUGGCCACUGAGCCAAACCCCCAGGCUUCUACCCCUGGGUUGGUUAUGCUGGCAGGUUUGAUUACAAUUCUAGAGGUCAAACUGAUUUUAGCAGUGUCAAGACUGGUAAAAUUCAAGAGAAAAAUUUUGAAUUUCUGUUAAGAGAUGGCAUGAAAGAUCAGAGGGUCUAGGGUGGCAGGUAGGAAACUGCCUUUCAUACAGUCAAUUUCCCCACACCUCAUAUGGUCCCCGAGCACUGCCAGGAGUAAUCCCUGAGCUCAGAGCAAGGAGUAAGUCCUGGAGAAGAGCCAGGUAUGUCCCCCCCAAAAAAAAGCAAAAAUGAUUAUUACUCUAAAAUUACUGAGACUACCAAUCACUUUGGCAUUAUUGGUUCCCUAAUGCCAUGCUGAAGACUAGAAGGAGAAGGUGAGGCUGGCCAGAAGUCUAGAUGAGGUGGAUCGGGGUGUUAGUCUAGAUGAGUCUAGAUGAGGUGGAUCGGGCUCAAGCAUUAGGGCAUGUGUAGCUUGUUCAAAGGUCCCGUUCUUUAUCUGGCACUAUAUGUCCCAAGCAAUAACAUGCCUGAAUACUACUGUACACACAUCCCUGGCAGUAGCCCUAAUUUUUAUUUUAAAAAUAGAAAAAUGCAUAGUGUUGACUGUUGACAGGAGUAGAAAAAUGGUUUAAGAGGUAAGAUUUGGUAUUAGACUUAGGUUGAAGACUCAUUCCUGUAUUUUCCAAAUCUGGAUUUCAUCUAUAAACAGGAGGAUAAUGUCCUUUACAUGACAAUGUCAGUAGUUAUUAAGGUUGCUUUAAAGAAGAGUAAAUAUAAAUUUCUAGUUUAAUAAAUAUUAGACUUUUCUGUCUCUAGUUAAAGCUACCUGUAGUAGACUGGUUCUCUGGCAAGGUCAUCAGGAAGUAAAAUAUUUUUAAUAACUGGUCAUCAAUUUUUCUAACAGCGAUCACCAGUACCAUUUAUCACGUACAUUUUUUAUACACUGCCUAUACUAUAUAUUUUAUCAAGGAAACAAAACAAGUGUGAACUUGUUUCUCUAAAAUUUUUACAUUUCUAAUCAUUUUUUAAAUUGUUAACCAUAUUCAAUGGUCAUCCCUCUUUAUUUCACACCAAAGUGUUUUCUUUCCCAAAUAAAUCACAUAUUUAUUUAUUUAUUUAUUUAUUUAUUUAUUUGGCUGUGCUGGAGACUGAAUGCAGGGCCUCAGGCUUUCAGACAUGUGGUCUAUCUUCGCUGUCUCCUGAGCCCAGAAGCAGAUACCUUUUUACUUUAUAUAGUAGGAGAUACUUCUUGAUAUCCUUUGACACUAAUAAAGUUAUCCUGUGAAUUGCAAAGCCAGCAGUGAUUUAAUAUUUCUCAGAGUUCCUGUCUACAUUGGCCAACCUUCAGGAGGUACUUUAGGAAGCUGGAGCAGCAGGAAGUUCCUAAAAGCAAACACUGAGAGGUUAAGUCACUGGGGUUCACACUGCAUCUGAUAAUUCUGUUUCCUUCCUAAUGGGAGUUGCCUUGCCAAAAGACAUCCAGAUAGAGAAAGCGUCUGGAAAAGAGGCUUGUGAAGACCUGUGUGGAGCUGAGGUCAGGAGGAGCCCCGAGUCCACCUUCCCCCUCAGAGUGGUUGACUGGAAUUUGCCUCUUUGCUCUAUGCCACACCUGCCCCAUACUAUUACUGGUGUUGCCUAUUAAUCGGAUAUCUGGUAAUGUCAGUCCCAGAUAUGUGAAUAAUUGAACUUACCUGGGGAAAAGGAAGAAAAGGUCAGUAAGGAACCAACAUCCUCAAUAUCCUUUUGCCACAGUAAGGGCAGUAAAAACAAAACUCUUCAGGCCACUCCUGGUGAUCUAUCUGCUCUCUCGGGCCAUCUAUGUGCAUAAACACUGGGAGACUCUGGAAAAGGUAGAAGCUCUUCUUCACUGGCUGGAUUCAGCUCCUGGAACUUACUGUGGGAGCUCAUGUUCUUUUUGAUUGCUGCUUAAUGCCUGUAUCACUGCCCUAUUCUUUCACAGGAGUUCACGUCCACAUCCAGAUAAGCUACUUGUACUCAAAUCGUUCUACAGGGUCAGCUUCCAAGGAAACCAGACUAAGAUGCUCUGAUCAAAAACCAAGUAACAUUUUUAUCUUCUGACAAAGAACAUAGAGUUGUUUCAAAGUGAAUAAACAGCAUGGAAAACCC